Cydia pomonella (codling moth) is the source of this 2602-nucleotide messenger RNA. RefSeq names its product facilitated trehalose transporter Tret1-like. The record is from RefSeq and is a predicted model, not a curated record. Gene Ontology annotation, cellular component: membrane. Gene Ontology annotation, molecular function: transmembrane transporter activity. The transcript is spliced from 9 exons. Gene Ontology annotation, biological process: transmembrane transport. Bases 540 to 1928 code for a protein of 462 amino acids. Lineage: Eukaryota; Metazoa; Arthropoda; Insecta; Lepidoptera; Tortricidae.
AGGAUUUAAUUUGAAAAAUUUACAGAUUCUUUGGAUUCCGUGAUAAUUAUUUAUGAAAUAGUAAUGCCAUUAACACGGACGUAUAUCGUAAUUUCGACACAUUGUGCAAUGUGUACAAAUUAAGCUAUUAAUCCGUCAGACUUACCGUGUCAUAUGUCAUUGUAUUUUCUUAUCUUUAUAGUUCACAAAAUCAACAAGACAUAGACACGUUUAAGAUAAAUAAAGAUACAGUUAUAAGAGGGACGUUGAUAUUGUGACGGAGGCUUCCUUCAAAAAUGUGGUGCUAACCACAAGUCAUAGAAGCACAUAAUUAUUGCUUUUAAUUCAAUUUAAUUAAAUAAACCAUAACAAAAGUUUAUCAAUAGUGCAGUGUCAAAAAAAAGAAAGUUUCGGAUUAAUUACUGAUACAAUGAAAAAUAAUGAAAAUUAUUUACAUGUUACACAAAUAAACUUGAAUAUUACCACCUACGUUUCGAACGUGGCAUUGGACUCUUAACACACGAAAAUAUCAACAAAAUUAAAGAGCUCAACGCGCCACAAUGGCCGCUAAAGAUACCAAGGAGGGUACCAUAUACAAACAAUGGAUUAUAGGUGCUGUUGCAACAACACCGUUCCUAACGUACGGCUUGCAAAACGGCUGGAUCUCUCCUGUGAUCGGUCUACUCCAGUCCGAUCUCAGUCCGUCCGGGCGUCGGCUCACUACCAACGAGAUCUCACUGGUGGCCAGCGGGAUCAGCAUGGCAGCCAUCUCCACGGCCGCCGUGUUCGGAUACCUCGCCGAUAGUAUCGGACGGCGGGCCACUUUGAUGUGCCUUGUGACACCUCAGAUUUUUUGUUUCGCCUUGAAGCUGAUAUCAGCGCACCCCGUGUGCCUGAUCGUGGCCCAGCUCUGCGGGGGAAUCGCGGCGGGGGGCUCGUUCUGCGUUGCGCCCACCUACGUCAAGGAGAUGGCGCAGGACUCCAUCAGGGGCUAUCUGGCGUCCUCGGGGAUCCUGCUGCAGAGCAUCGGCAUGCUGAUAAUGUACGCGAUGGCACCAUACCUGGGCUACUACACGCUGCUCUGGAUCGUGGUGUGGCUGCCGGUGUUGAACCUGAUCGGCAUGUUCUGGAUACCAGAGUCACCGGCGUUCUUGGUCAAGAGGGGGAGGGUUGAGGAAGCCAUCAAAGUGAUGUCCUGGCUGCGAGAAGUAGAUGGAAACCACAAGAUGCUGGAACGGGACAUUUCCAUAUUGAAAACAGAAAUGAUGACGAAUGAGAACUUGCCGGCAGAAUCCUGGAAGUCGAUCCUGUCAGACAAGUCGUCACGGAGAGCCCUCUGCAUAUCCUUCCUGGUGAUAACGCUGCUGGCCGUGGGCGGCGACUACGGCAUCAUGGCGUACGCGUCGGUGAUCCUCCAGCAUUCCGGCGUGACUUUCGCGCCGGAGGUGCAGGCGCUGUCCUUCCCCGCGCUCCUGACCUUAGGGUCCCUGCUGUCGGCUGUUACUAUUGAGAAGCUCGGGAGGAAGCCCCUCAUAAUGCUAGGCGCAGUGUUUACUGGUGUACCACUCGCCAUAAUGGGCACAGUGCUGGUGGUCCUGCAGAGCGGCGGGCACGUGCCCCCGUGGCUCCCCGUCGUCAGCAUCGGCGUGUGUCUGUUCGCCAGCGGCCAGAUGAUGUCGCUGCCCUUCAUCGUCGUCUCCGAGAUCUUUAGCGUGCAAAUGAGAUCGAAAGUUCUCGGCUUAAUCUCGACAUACGGAUGGUCGCUGGCCGGCUCGCAGACUCUCCUGUUCGCAAUAAUAACAGAACACUUGGGCAUGCAAACUAUAUUCUUCGCAUUUGCCGCUAUCAAUCUAUUGGGCACCAUCGUGUGCGCUAUCAUCAUGCCAGAAACGAAAGGGAAGACACUUGAGCAGAUCAACAAGGAAUUAAUAACCAGAAGAAUAUGCUAGAACUUAGAAAAAUAGUGUCCGGCCGACACCGGAGUUUUGGCCGAAACCGAAGGUUCAGUUUUGCUCUAGUUUCGGCUGAAACCGAACCGUCGGCUGAUACAUGAUUUUUAUGGUUAAACCUGCAAGAACAGAAACUUUCGACUUGAAACUCCAGAAAAUAGGUACAGAAAACACCGAAAAUACAUAUCGCUCAAAUAGGCAAGAGCGGUAGGGAAGCAGAUAAUUAAAUUUAGAUUAUCGUUUUCCGCGGUAGUGUCGGCAUGGCCGAAAAGUUAAGGCAGUUUUUGGCCGAAACCAAACCUUCAUUCGAAAACAUGAUUUUUAUGUCGAAACCUGCCGAAACUGAAACUUCGGUCGGACACUAGAAAUAAAUACAUACAUACGUAUAAUCACGCCUGUUUCCCGGAGGGGAAGGCAGAGACCACGGAUUUCCACUUGCUACGAUCCUGACAUACAUACAAAAAAGACUUAUAUAUUCUUCACAUUCGCCGUGGAAACCUGGCAGGAACCCACUGUCUGAGCUUUCAUUAUGCCACAAACUAAUGGAAAGAUACUUGAGCAGAUAAAUAAAUAAUUUGAGGGCAGAACAAUGUGAAAGAAAAUAAAUUAAGGGUAAAGAUGUCACACUUUUAAAUAAAUAAUAAUAAUUAAUAACUUUAGUUAUUUACUUUAAA